Molecule: messenger RNA, 2634 nt
Organism: Daphnia pulicaria
Lineage: Eukaryota; Metazoa; Arthropoda; Branchiopoda; Diplostraca; Daphniidae
Gene: Achl
Product: la-related protein 6-like
Exons: 2
Coding region: 202-1728 (508 amino acids)
Biological process (GO): RNA processing
Cellular component (GO): nucleus
Molecular function (GO): mRNA binding
Source: RefSeq, a predicted model, not a curated record
CAGACGGCUUGAAUCAGUGUUUGCGCGGCAGAUCACGCGGACGGACGAGACCCACAACUCGCUUUUGGCUGCGCUUUCUCUCUUGUCUCGAAUUCCCAAUUUUGGUUUCAUUUGCAACAACAACGCGAGUUUUUCUCUCUCUCUAAUCCAAAACAUUUCAAAAAGAGUAAAAAAUAAGAUCUUGAAUUUUUACUCGAAAAAAUGGCGCCCAAUCCCAACGAAUGCGUGGUGGUCCUGCAGAUGCAGCAAUCGACUCCAACACCUCAAGAAUUGGCCGGUCAGAUGAUCAAGAUUGUCACCAGCGACGUCGAUUCCACUUCAGAGGAUGGUGAGCAUUUCUACGACGCUUCUUCGGACAUUGGCUGUGGCAACGGCGGCGUCGGUGAUGGCAAUGACGACAGGUCCGACGACAGCGCUCCAGAGGAGGGAGCCAAUGGCGGGAGCAACAAGGCCGAUUCUGGCAUCGAAGACGUGACUUUCGAGAUACCCGACGCCCAGUUGGCAGCUCAGAUUGUUGAGCAGGUCGAAUUCUACUUUUCCGACGCUCACAUCCUCAAGGAUGCCUUCCUCCUCAAGCACGCCCGUCGCAACCGUGAUGGAUUCAUCUCACUCAAACUCAUCACCAGCUUCAAAAAGGUGAAACACGUCACCAAGGAUUGGAGAGUCGUGGCUCACGCUUGCCGGACCUUGUCCAAGGAGCUGGAAGUCAACGAGGCCGGCACCAAGGUGCGACGCGUGGCUCCUCUACCCGAAACGGACGAGACGAGCCCAUCUCGCACCGUCGUGGCCAUCGGCUUGGCCGUCGACAAGGCCAGCAUCGAAGGAGUCGCUGAAAUGUUUAACGGCGUCGUCCCGCAAGGCGCCAUCGGAUUGAUUCGCAUCCUGCGACCUGGAAACACAAUCCCGCCCGACGUCCGCCAAUGCGCCAAUCGCCAUCAGGACAUUUUGACGUCCAUCUGCGCCGUCGUCGAGUUCGAGCAAGCCGAAAGCGCCAGGGCCGUUUUGAAAGAUGCGGCCGCUCUGAUGCCGGCCGGCGUCAAAUUGGUCGAAUUGGCCUCACGUCGCAACGGCGGAAGCAACAAAACGUCGCCCACUUCGUCUCGUCCCGUCACUCCCAACUCGUUGCCGCCGUCGGAGAACAACACGCCAAACAAUCGACGCAAGCGUCGCGGCGCCACCGCCCAGCCCAAAUCGGUGGUGUCCGCCCUUCAGGAUUCCGACGCCGAGGCUCCGAGGUCGCCGUUUUUGCGCCGUCACCACCACCAGCAAAACGAUUCGACGUCGUCGACGCCUCUUCACUCGCCGCAACCGCGCCGUCACAUGCCGGCCCAUUUGACGGGCAACAGCCGCGGCGGCUCCCGCCAAAACAGUCCCGAUCUUCACCAGAUCACACGCCCCAAAUCGUCGAGCUACUCUGAAGCCAUGACCAUCAACAGCAGCAGCGCUACAGCGGCCGGAACAGCUACUCCGCCCGGAUCGCAUAGCCCAUGGGUCCGCCGUCGCCUGGGUUUGGUGGCAUCGGCAGCUGGUGGCUCCGGUGGUCAGGAAUCGGGCCGAUCCAGUCCAUUGGUCGACAAUCGUCUCUCGGUUCCGGCCAAUAUUGUCCGCAUGCCCAACGGGCCGGACGGCACUCGCGGCUUCCAUUUCCAGCAAGGACAACAACAACAGCACGGUAAGCCGCGUUCAGCCUCCGCUCCCGAAGUCUCGCUCAUGGUGACCGUUUUCUAAACAACAACAAAAUUUAAUCAAAAACGCGCGGGAAAAUUUGAAAAUUUAAAAAAGAUUCACCAGCGAGGAAAUUUCAAUAUUUUUUUUUGGUUUCUUGUAAUUUUGUUCUUUAAAAUUUUUGUUUGUGUGAAUGUGUGUGUGUGAAUUGUGAAUUUGGGGUACCACCUGAAUGGCAAAAGUGGUACAAAAUGAUUAUAUUAUUAAUAAUUAAUUAUUAUCUGUCGAAAAGUUUAGUUUUUUGCUAAAUAGGCAGCUUUUGAGUUCAAUGCCUACAAAGACUUGUUCUUUUCUUUUUCUUUCAUUCUUUGAAAUUAAAAUAGGGGGUAAAAUAACAGAAGGAAAUAAUCUCUUUUUACGUUAAUUAUCAUGUUAUUUCUUCAAAUAUUUUUUGGGGGGGUCGGCUGUGAUAAUUCUUGAGUGUUUGUCCAUUUUUCAUCGAGUGUGUCCAAUUUAUUAUUUUGUAUAAUCAUCUAAUUCAUCGGAUCUAUAUUUUUUUUUCUUUUGGUCACCAACUAGUCCCUCUCCCCUUCUUCUUGAUUAUAUAAUAACCGACCCAUUCAAUUUCUUUAGACUCAUUUUUUUUGAAUUGAUUUUCCUCUUUUUCUCAGACCCAUUCCAUGAUUUGAAUAAUUCUCCAAACCCCCUCCCCACCAAUCUACCCUCGUCGUACCUGUAAAUAUUAAUAUUAAUUAAUACAUCGCAAAUUUAUUACUCUAAUUAUUAGAUAAUCAAAUCCGUCGCGGAUAUGGCAAAAAAAAAAAACUUGUUGUUGGGAUUUUUGGUUGUUGGUCAUUUUGAUUGUAAUUUAAAAAAUAUCUCGUGUAAGAGGAAGAAAUGAGGGUGAAUAAUAUUCUAUGUGUGUCAUGAUGAAAGAAAAACAAUACACUUUGAAUUUGUUGGUUGAAA